CAAGCAGGUUGCCCGAUCGCCUGAAUCGUCGUCGUCUCCUAGUAUCGCACUCGUAGCCGCCUCUCUCCAUCGCCCAGGACCCAAUUCCAUUCGCCGAUCUGACUGCUCGCCCUCCCGUCGUCGCGCUCGUCCAGUUUCCUGCGAUCUACGGAUGGAUGGUGCAUGGUAGUGGGCUGGUUCCCCAACCUAAACUAUCCCCACAAAACGGAAACAUAUCUGCUUCUACGGAUCCUGAAAAUAAAGGCGCACCUCCUUCAGUCCUGCAAACAAUAUCGUACAUAUGCAGAUAUGCUCUCUGUUUUAUAAAUUUUGUCAAAAGUUUAAAUUCCACAUGGAUUGCUAUAAUUGUUUUUGGAGAUAGUUUUUUUUGGACGAUGCAAGGCAGAUGCUCUACGGAUUUCAUUACGAUUGGUUUUGGAGAUCAUUACUCAGUCAUAAACGAUUUUCGAUAUGGUGCAAAUUUCAAGUUCGCCCUGGGCCCCAGAAUUUCUGGAGACGGCCCUGAGUAGCGGCAACAUUUGAGCAGUUCACUCAGCUUCAUGAAGACAUGCGUGAUUGGGAAACUCACGUGCAACUGCAAAAUGAUUUGGUUGAGCAUAUAUGGACUCAUGUUGGCAACCAAUAGAUGUAUCUUCUUUUAUUCGUUUGCAAAACUAUGUGAAACAUUUUUAUUUGUAUUUGGCUUGUAAAACUAUACUAUUUAUUUG
Molecule: messenger RNA, 707 nt
Organism: Triticum aestivum (bread wheat)
Lineage: Eukaryota; Viridiplantae; Streptophyta; Magnoliopsida; Poales; Poaceae
Exons: 4
Coding region: 156-509 (117 amino acids)
Source: RefSeq, a predicted model, not a curated record